AUGUCUGGUCUCGAGGCCCUGAGCCUCGUCUGCAAUAUCUUGCAAAUCAUCAGUGCUGCACAUAGCACUGUCUCUUUUUGCAAGGCUGUCUAUCAGGGCAGUUCUCCUGAUGCGCAUCUUGGCGAUAAUGCGGUCGCUUUGGCGUCUCUCUCUGCCGAGGUUGAGAUGUUCUACGCAUCAAGACAGCCGCCUCGGACUGCUCACGAGAAGAGCCUUGCUGAUGUGGCUAAGAAGUGCAAUAUCGCCGCUCGCGCCCUAGAGGAGGAGGCCAAGUUUCUGAUUGGUAAUCGUGCCAAGGGCAACCUGGCAACUACGAUCAAAAUUGCCGUGAAGACGAAUUGGAGAAAGAAUCGUCUUGACAAGCUGGAGAAGUCUCUUGAGGCCUACCAACGAACCAUGGAAUCUCAGCUACUAGCGCAGGUGUUGUAA
Phaeoacremonium minimum UCRPA7 is the source of this 429-nucleotide messenger RNA. RefSeq lists its product as hypothetical. NCBI's taxonomy places the organism in Eukaryota, Fungi, Ascomycota, Sordariomycetes, Togniniales, Togniniaceae. The record is from RefSeq and is a predicted model, not a curated record. The coding region runs from base 1 to 429 and encodes 142 amino acids. The transcript has a single exon.